Dibothriocephalus latus is the source of this 234-nucleotide messenger RNA. Lineage: Eukaryota; Metazoa; Platyhelminthes; Cestoda; Diphyllobothriidea; Diphyllobothriidae. The record is from the annotation of a GenBank genome assembly.
AUGGCUGGAAAUUCUCAGCGGGCAGCUGGAGGUGAUCCGGUUAAGCCGAAGGUUGCACUUAUCACAGGAAUAACAGGCCAAGAUGGAUCCUAUCUAGCUGAAUUGCUCCUCAGGAAGGGUUAUAUCGUUCACGGCAUCAUUCGGCGGUCUAGUUCAUUUAACACGGCAAGAGUGGAGCAUCUUUAUCAGGAUCCUGUGAAAUUUCGGAAUAAACGUUCGCUUUAUGUGUUUUGA